CGGAAGUGUGCUUCCAUCUAGCGCUUCCGAGAGCCGCAGCAGCUGCAGACUUCGGUUCCGCCAUCGUGGGGGCCCGGAAGUGCGGCCUUGGCGGUGGUAAGCCGGAGGCGGCCACAGCCCGGCUUGGUGCCUGAGGAAGAGCCAGAGAUGGCGGCGGCGGAGGCGGUGCACCACAUCCACCUGCAGAACUUCUCGCGUUCGCUGCUUGAGACCCUCAAUGGGCAGCGGCUGGGCGGGCACUUCUGCGACGUGACCGUGCGCAUCCGCGAGGCUUCACUGCGUGCGCAUCGCUGCGUGCUGGCCGCCGGCUCGCCCUUCUUCCAAGACAAGUUGCUGCUGGGCCACUCCGAGAUCCGCGUGCCGCCGGUGGUGCCCGCCCAGACCGUGCGCCAGCUCGUCGAGUUCCUCUACAGCGGCUCGCUGGUGGUGGCGCAGGGCGAGGCGCUGCAGGUGCUUACGGCCGCGUCCGUGCUUCGCAUCCAGACGGUCAUAGACGAGUGCACGCAGAUCACCGCUCCUGCCACCGCCCCUGCGGCCACCCCUGUGCGCGCCCCGGGUUCCGAGCCACCCGCCUAUGAGUGCAGUCACUGCCGCAAGACGUUCAGCUCACGGAAAAACUACACCAAGCACAUGUUCAUCCACUCCGGCGAGAAGCCCCACCAGUGCGCCGUGUGCUGGCGAUCUUUCUCGCUGCGCGACUACCUGCUCAAGCAUAUGGUCACGCACACGGGCGUGCGCGCCUUCCAGUGCGCCGUCUGCGCCAAGCGCUUCACGCAGAAGAGCUCGCUCAACGUGCACAUGCGCACACACCGGCCGGAGCGCGCGCCCUGCCCCGCCUGCGGCAAGGUCUUCUCGCACCGCGCGCUGCUGGAGCGCCACCUGGCCGCGCACCCUGCGCCCUGAUCCUCGCCCGGGCCUGGCCACGCCCACCGAGUGGUUUGGCCGUGCCCCCUGCCGCCGGCCACACCGACUGCAGGACCGGUAACCUCCCGGGGCACACUGCCAAGGCACCUUGACCACGUUGCCACCACCAGACCGCGCUCUCCCCCGAGCACAGGCCCUUCCCCUGCUUCCACCCUCUUCCCCACUUACCAGGGACCCAACCCACCUUACUCCUCCUCCGCGGGCCCUCCAUGUCGUGGCGGGCCGGGGCCGGUGGCAGUCAGGGACACAGCCAGCUCUGAGAACUGGAUCAUCUCCAGCCUGAACUGGGCACUCAGACGUGGGCGGGACCCAGGAUUCCUGGCUCCAACUCCGUUUUGUGACCUGCCUCUUCUCGUUUGUGGGGUGGGGUCUAGGGCUAUUUCUCUACCAGGUGUCAGGCUGGGGGAGACCCUGCACCCCAACCCGAGCUACCCCUUCCUCACCUGGCUCCUAAGGGGUCUCAGAUGGAUCCAUCGUGGACUGGGACUGGACCUUGGGACCCUUGCUUUGUAAUAAAGGACUGUGGCUCAUGGGGCCCAAACCCAUGCA
Pteropus alecto (black flying fox) is the source of this 1473-nucleotide messenger RNA. RefSeq names its product zinc finger and BTB domain containing 45 (gene ZBTB45). The transcript has 4 exons. The coding region runs from base 148 to 903 and encodes 251 amino acids. Gene Ontology annotation, biological process: regulation of immune system process; negative regulation of transcription by RNA polymerase II; regulation of cytokine production. NCBI's taxonomy places the organism in Eukaryota, Metazoa, Chordata, Mammalia, Chiroptera, Pteropodidae. Gene Ontology annotation, molecular function: protein binding. The record is from RefSeq and is a predicted model, not a curated record.